GAAUCCCUUGCGAAAGGCUUGGGGAAAGAGCGCACGAACAGGAGCAAAACACCUGACUGCUUUGGAAAAGAAUCUAGACAAGGAGGAGGAGAGGGAAGAGGAGCACGAAGAGGGCGAAGAGGGCGAAGAGGGCAAGGAGGGUGCCAAGAGGGACGAGAAGCAGCGUGCGGACGACCCGGACGCGCACAUCCAGUCCAUGCCUCGGAAGCAGCACGACUGGAUCUUCUCUGUUGGAUCUCCUAACGUCCCUUCCCUCACCAGCAGCGGUCUCAAUCGCCCAUCUCCUGCACUGCUGACCCUUUCUGUGGCUGCUGCUGCUGGCGCUGCUGCUCUCCUCCUGCUGCUGCACUCUCGACUCUCCCAGACAGCACUUGGGCGUGCAGAGGAGCGUGCGGAGGAGGCAGGCGAGCAUGCAGGGAAGCGUGCAGACACACAGGAAGGCGCAUCAAUGGAGAGAGGGGUGAUGGCAGCGGAUGCUGCAAGGGAUGGGGGAAUACCAAAGGGCAUGGCAGGGGUCAUGGCAAGGGGCAUGGCAGGGGAUGUACCAGAGGGUUCAGUAGGCAAGGAACCUGACGGAGGGAGGGUGGUAGAGAGAGCAGAGGAGGGGAAGGAGGGGUCGGAAGCUCGGAUGGUUGGUGUAGGGGAGCGUGUUAAGGAGAGUGGUUGGGAGAGCGUUAAAGGGGAGGAUGAGCCGAGCACAGAGGUGAGGGCUGGUGAGAUGGAGGGGAGUGAAGCGGAUGGGAGCGAAAGGAGUGAGUCAGAUGAGCAAGAAUGGCCUGGUCCGACUUUUGAGGCACCUCAAAAACCCGGUGGGAGCGAAAGGACUGGUAAAGAUGGGCAAGGGUGGCUUGGUCCGACUGUGGCCGGAGGGGCGGAGAGCAGGGAGCAGGUGGGGAGACGGCAGGGGGGAGGGGAAAGGAGGGAAGGGGCGGAGGGACGAGGCGAGGGUGGGGUUUGGAGAGAAUUGGGUAAAGAUGGAGGUGAUGGGCGUGGGGAUACUAGGCAGAGAGGUAGUGGUGAUGGGGAUGAGGAAGGGAAUGAGGAGAAGGGUGAGGGGAGAGAUAAGGGAGACCUGCCAGGAGACUCGGAAGAAAAACUCCUCAAGUUGCUGCAAGCUCAAGCCAUUAGUGAUUGGAGUAACCAGAUCGUGCUGCAGGGCUUUAACUGGGAGUCACACGGUCAACCCCAGGGCUGGUGGCGGCACCUAGCAUCCCUCGCGCCCGCCAUUGCUGCUGCUGGCUUCACUGCUGUCUGGCUGCCCCCCGCCUCUUCGUCCCUUGCCCCACAAGGCUAUCUACCCAAGGACCUCUACCACCUCGCAUCAGCAUACGGCUCAGAGGCAGACCUGCGCGCUCUCAUUGCUGCUUUCAGGGCCGCCCAGCCCCACACUGCAGUACCCUCAACGUCUGCUGCUAAUGGUGCUACUGUUGCUGCUGCUUCGUCACCUUCAGCCCCUGCUGCGGGUGGUGCAGCGGUGACUGACAUGAAUCCGGGCAGUGGGUCGAAUCAAGCAGCUGAGUGUGCGCCUGUUGUCACUACUGCUACAGGAUGUGCUGGCACUGGUUCUGCUGCCACUGGUGAUGCUGGGAAUGCAGGGGGUGUGAGGGUGAUAGCAGACGUGGUGGUAAACCACCGGGUGGGCAGCCAGCAGGGGGAGGGCGGGCAGUGGACUCGCUUUGAUGGCACGUCCAUGCCGUGGGACGAGAGUGCUGUCACCUGUGACACUGGCGGCAAGGUGAGGUGCAGUGCGGUGAGGUGUAGUGAGGCGUGGUGCGGUGUGGUUGGACGAGUUGAGCGGUCUCGGUUUGAUGGCACGUCCAUGCCGUGGGACGAGAGUGCUGUCACCUGUGACACUGGCGGCAAGGGCAACCCCAGCAGUGGCAAUGUGUUUGAGGGCGUAUCCAACAUCGACCACUCUCAACCGUUUGUGCGCCGAGAUCUCACAGCAUGGCUGACGUGGCUUCAGGCCGAUGUGGGGUUCUCAGGGUUCCGCUUUGACUAUGCCAAGGGCUACAGCGCGGCCUAUGUGAGGGGGUAUGUGCAGGGGGCACAGCUGCGCCUGUGUGUAGGCGAGUACUGGGACACCUGCAACUACGUCGGGGCUCAAUACGAUCUUGAUUACGACCAGCCAGAUUCGCACCGAGGGCGCAUAGUGGAGUGGGUUGAAGGGGCGGACAGGCUGGCAACAGCUUUUGACUUCACCACCAAGGCUAUUCUGCAGGAGGCUGUGAAAAGAAAGGAAUGGUGGCGACUAAAGGACAAGGAAGGCCGCCCGCCAGGCGUGAUGGGCCUGGUGCCCUCACAUGCCGUCACAUUUGUCGAUAAUCAUGACACCGGCUCCACUCAGCAUCAGGGGUGGACGGUGCUGCUUCUGUCUCCAUCUCUCGCGCGCGUCUCCCUGCUCGGCCCCACUCUUCCUCCCCUCCCCCACCCAACCCUCAUCAGAGCUUCAUCUGGGAGUCAACAGCGUGGACGUUUCACACCCAGUAGCAUCAGGGGUGGACGGUGCUGCCUCUGUGUGCAUCGCUCGCACUUGCCUCCCAUCUCGCGCUCAUCCCCCUCUCCCCUCUCCCCCACCCAACCCUCAUCAGAGCUUCAUCUGGGAGUCAACAGCGUGGACGUUUCACACCCAGUAGCAGCAGGGUUGGACGGCGGCACUACCCCUGUCUGCAUUGCUCGCACGCGUCUCCCAGCUCGGCCGCGUCUGAGGGGCGUGUCUCGCGGGUUCCACGUGCUCAGAGUCACGGCCACCAUCCCUGCUGCGGGGAUGCCACGUGGCGCUUUUGCAAGCGGCCCCAAGUUUGAGUUCUGCGUGCAUUGGAAUGCCUCGCAACCACUGGGUGAUUGCCCAAGGGGGGCUUGGCGAACAGCAGACAGGAAGGGGCGGUGGGUGGUGCUGCGGUCACCGUUCGAGGGCGCGUUCAUUGAUGUGAAACAAGAGGGCGGGGACGUCGGGGAUCAUGACGUCAGCAUCAAAAUAGACGAAGACCUCGAGCCUCACCGGGCGGUGUUCUUUGUCCUGGGAUUCCUGCUCAUGCUGCUGGCGGGCCAUCUGAGUUCUAUGGUGGCCUUCUACUAUGGAGGGGGCAUGACGCUGGGCGUGCUGCUCGUGGUGAUUGUCAUUCUCUACCAGGUCAUGCGGUUGCUGCCCCUGGGUCGCAAGAGCAGCCUUCAGAUCCUCCUCUAUGGCUCGCUGAUGGGGUUCAUAGGGGUGAUCAUAACGUACGUCACAGGGGCCGUCAAGACUGUCAUGGAGCCUCUUGGCCUCGGUGAUGAUGUCAUCUCUCCGGUGGUGGUGUUUGUGCUUGUACUGGUGGUGCUUAUAGGAGCAGCGCUGGGCUUCUGGGUGGUCCGGAAUCCCUCCUCCCUUCUCCAACUCUUUCCAAAACCCCACCCUCCUCCCCGUCUCCCUUCCCUCCCCGUCUCCCUUCCCUCCCCGUCUCCCUUCCCUCCCCGUCUCCCUUCCCUCCCCGUCUCCCUUCCCUCCCCGUCUCCCUUCCCACCCCGUCUCCCUUCCCUCCCCGUCUCCCUUCCCUCCCCGUCUUCCUUCCCUCCCUGUCUCCCUUCCCUCCCCGUCUCCCUUCCCUCCCCGUCUCCCUUCCCUCCCCGUCUCCCUUCCCUCCCCGUCUCCCUUCCCUCCCCGUCUCCCUUCCCUCCCCGUCUCCCUUCCCUCCCCGUCUCCCUUCCCUCCCCGUCUCCCUUCCCUCCCCGUCCCCCUUCCCUCCCCGUCUCCCUUCCCUCCCCGUCUCCCUUCCCUCCCCAUCUCCCUUCCUUCCCCGUCACCCUUCCAUCCCCGUCUCCCUUCCCUCCUUUGUCCCACACACCCCAACAGAGUUCAGCCGAUGCUAUCAUCGCCUCAUCCCUCCUCCUCCUCUCCCUCUCCACCACCCUCCUCCUGCACCUCCUCUCCCCCCGCGCCCUCGCGCUCCUCUCCCCCACCUCCACCCCCUCUGCCACCCCCGCCACCUCCUUCCUGGCCCGUGCUUGUGCCCAUAAGAGCGAGCAAGCAUCAGAGCAGGAAGGGGAGGUGGGGAGAAUGGGGGGUGCGUUCUCUCCCCCCCAGCAAUACGGCACUCCCCCUCAAGGGCCGAUGGGAGGAGUGGGGGGAGGGCAGGGGUAUGUGACUCCUUCAAGGGGGGUUGAUGGGUCGCCUUAUACGCGCAUGGGAACGCCUUUCCAGGGGCCACCAGGGACCACCAGGUACGCCCUUUUUGUUCCCAAUGUUGUGUGCGUGUCUCUUGCUCUCUCUUCUGAGUCGACUCGAAAGUCACCACUAGGCACACCACGCACUCCACACCCCUCCUCCCCGCUCGCCCGCGCGGUCUGCCCCUCCUCCUUCCACCGCACACCCCACCGCCGCCACCUCACCCCGGCACAGGCAGCAGCCAUCUCCCACGAGUGCACCCAGGCGGCCCUGCAGGAGCUGGCUUACUCCCCCGGGUUUGGGCAGUGGGUGCUGCAUAACUUCGACCGGAUAGCGAUUACUCCGAGGAUUCUGAGAGAGGAGCGGCGUGAAGCAGAUAUUGCUGCUACAGCUGAGAUGGAGGAGGGGUUUGAGGAAGAGGAGGGGUAG
Closterium sp. Naga37s-1 is the source of this 4573-nucleotide messenger RNA. Lineage: Eukaryota; Viridiplantae; Streptophyta; Zygnematophyceae; Desmidiales; Closteriaceae. The record is from the annotation of a GenBank genome assembly.